AGAAGACCAGAGUAGUGUGCUAUGUAUGUUAUCUUGGUGGUGGUGCUUUGAUCGCGUAAUUAAUGGAGGAGAGAACAUUCGUCCUUUGGCGCGCACAGCAGCGAGUGAACUUCACUGAAGGUGACUUGACAGCUGAUCGUAUUUCGGCAGUGUUUAAGAUACAAAGAAAUGGUAUGUAUCUCCAAGACGAUUUUAGCCGGUUAGCUCGAUUUCCCAACUCUGGGGGAAAUUUUGAGACAACUUUAUGGCGGGAGAGGUCAUCCCUUGAAGUAAAGAGGUCAAAUACAGAAGUACCCGGCACGCCCACAACCUUUCAAGUUCCAUCGCCCCAUGAUUUUGGAUUGUCGCCAUUACCAUCAUCUGCAGCCACUUCAGCAUCGUUCCAAGUUCCUACUCAACACAUGCCUUGUUCCAGCAGGACUCCCACUGCCCUAAACAGAGCCACCAAACAGUCGGGAGAAGUAAGAAGAAAAGUAUUCCUGGCCGAACUCGAUCCUGACAGUGGAAAUCCCAUCCCCACUGCAACAGCCUACUUGAAACUAACUCCAGAAAAAUGCACAGUGGUAGACGUUUCCCAACUUUCCAAAGAAUACCUCAACAUAGAGGAUGACUUGGUUAUUGUGGUCAAAAACGGCUUUGAGAUCCUCGAUAAUUCAAGCACUCGAGGACCUGAAUUCUGGGGAAAAGGAACAAUGAAGAUAUAUGCCUGCCGAAAGGUAGAAUACGAGCGCAUGAAACAGAAAAGAGCCAAGAUGACGUCCAGAGACGUAAAAGGAAAAGAGGCAGGUUUACGAAUGCGCCAUCACUCGCUGAGUAUUCAAAUAUCAAUCUCAUCUUGGAUGAAUUAGAUGACAUGGAAGAUCUCAUCCAGCGCCACACGAAUUGCUGCAAGAGGCUACUCGAUUUAGAAAAAGCUCUGGCCACCGCAUUCAAGUGCACCAUAUGCCUGAAUAUUUUUCCACCAGAUGGUGUCGAAUUUGCAGGUUGCUGCCAGCGUCUUGUUGCUUGCGUUGAAUGUGCCGAAGAAUGAUAUCAAGGAAGCAAUUCCUGCCCACUCUGCAGAA
Molecule: messenger RNA, 1064 nt
Organism: Stylophora pistillata
Lineage: Eukaryota; Metazoa; Cnidaria; Anthozoa; Scleractinia; Pocilloporidae
Source: RefSeq, a predicted model, not a curated record